UCCGACUUCCAACAUGGCGCACGCUGGCGGCGGAGGCGGCCCCGCGGGCCGGGGGCUGAGCGGCGCCCGUUGGGGUCGCUCGGGUUCCGCGGGCCACGAGAAGCUGCCAGUGCAUGUGGAGGACGCCCUCACCUACCUGGACCAGGUGAAAAUCCGCUUUGGCAGCGACCCUGCCACUUACAACGGCUUCCUGGAGAUUAUGAAGGAAUUCAAAAGCCAGAGCAUCGAUACUCCUGGAGUCAUCCGACGAGUCUCACAGCUCUUCCAUGAACACCCUGACCUCAUCGUUGGAUUCAACGCUUUCCUUCCCCUUGGCUACAGAAUCGACAUUCCCAAGAAUGGCAAGUUAAACAUACAAUCGCCUCUCUCCAGCCAGGAGAAUUCGCACAACCACAGCGACUGUGCUGAGAAUUUCAAACAACAGCUGCUGUACAAGGAGGACAAGCCCCAGGUGCCCCUGGAGUCAGAUUCUGUGGAGUUCAACAACGCCAUCAGCUACGUGAACAAGAUUAAGACCCGCUUCCUGGACCACCCUGAGAUCUACAGGUCAUUCCUAGAGAUACUGCAUACAUACCAGAAGGAGCAGCUAAGCACGAAGGGCCGGCCCUUCCGAGGCAUGUCUGAAGAGGAGGUGUUCACCGAGGUGGCAAACCUCUUUCGGGGCCAGGAGGACCUGCUCUCGGAGUUUGGGCAGUUCCUGCCGGAAGCCAAGCGGUCCCUGUUCACAGGAAAUGGGCCCUGCGAAAUGAACACUGUCCAGAAGAGUGAACAUGAGAAGAACCUGGAACACAGCAAAAAGCGCUCCCGGCCCUCGCUCCUCCGACCUGUGUCAGCACCGGCCAAGAAGAAAAUGAAGCUGCGUGGUACCAAAGACCUGUCCAUCGCUGCCGUGGGGAAGUAUGGGACCCUGCAGGAGUUCUCCUUCUUUGACAAGGUACGCAGGGUCCUAAAGAGCCAGGAGGUCUAUGAAAACUUUCUCCGCUGCAUCGCCCUCUUCAACCAGGAGCUUGUGUCCGGCUCUGAGCUCCUCCAGCUCGUCAGCCCGUUUUUAGGGAAAUUUCCAGAACUCUUUGCACAAUUCAAGUCCUUCCUGGGAGUGAAAGAGCUAUCAUUCGCCCCGCCCAUGAGCGACAGAUCUGGGGAUGGAAUAAGCCGGGAAAUCGACUACUCAUCUUGCAAGCGCAUUGGAUCCAGCUACCGGGCGCUCCCCAAAACCUACCAGCAGCCCAAGUGCAGUGGGAGGACGGCCAUCUGCAAAGAGGUGCUGAAUGACACCUGGGUCUCCUUCCCCUCCUGGUCGGAGGACUCUACCUUCGUCAGCUCCAAGAAGACACCCUAUGAGGAGCAGCUGCACCGCUGUGAGGACGAGCGUUUUGAGUUAGACGUCGUCCUGGAGACCAACCUGGCCACAAUUCGGGUGUUGGAGAGCGUGCAGAAGAAGCUCUCCCGAAUGGCACCGGAAGACCAGGACAAGUUCCGGCUGGACGACUGUCUAGGGGGCACGUCCGAAGUGAUCCAGCGUCGUGCCAUCCAUCGGAUCUAUGGGGACAAGGCCCCUGAGAUCAUCGAGAGCCUCAAGAAAAACCCUGUCACUGCUGUCCCCGUCGUCCUCAAAAGGCUGAAGGCCAAGGAAGAGGAGUGGCGGGAGGCCCAGCAGGGUUUUAACAAGAUUUGGCGGGAGCAGUACGAGAAGGCAUACCUCAAGUCCCUGGACCACCAGGCUGUGAACUUCAAGCAGAACGACACCAAGGCCCUUCGCUCCAAGAGCUUGCUCAACGAGAUCGAGAGUGUCUACGAUGAGCACCAGGAGCAGCACUCAGAGGGCCGCAGCGCCCCCUCCAGCGAGCCACACCUUAUCUUCGUGUAUGAGGACAGGCAGAUCCUGGAGGAUGCAGCCGCGCUCAUCAGCUACUACGUGAAGCGGCAGCCGGCCAUCCAGAAGGAGGACCAGGGCACCAUCCACCAGCUGGUGCACCAGUUCGUGCCCAGCCUCUUCUUCUCCCAGCAGCUGGACCUAGGGGCGUCUGAGGACUCUGCUGACGAGGGCCGGGGGAGCCCCCAGGGGCAGAGCGGGGACCCUGGCGACCGGAAGAAGCCGGUGCCUGGGCCACAGAGCAGCCCCUCAGAGGAGAAGGGGGCCUCCGGCGAGGGUUCUGCCCCUGAGCAGCAGCAGCAGCAGCAGCAGCAGCCGCCGCCUCCUCCUCCACCGCUGCCACCGCCGCCGCCGCCGCCACCACCACCACCACCACCACCUCACAAGCCCAUGGAUGACGUCUACAGCCUCUUCUUUGCCAACAACAACUGGUACUUCUUCCUGCGUCUCCACCAGACUCUGUGCUCCCGACUCCUGAAGAUCUACCGCCAGGCGCAGAAGCAGCUCCUGGAGUAUAGGACCGAGAAGGAGAGGGAGAAGCUGCUCUGUGAGGGGCGCCGGGAGAAGGGCAAUGACCCCGCCAUGGAGCUGCGGCUCAAGCAGCCUAGUGAGGUGGAGCUGGAGGAGUACUACCCGGCCUUCCUGGAUAUGGUGCGCAGCCUGCUGGAUGGCAGCAUCGACCCCACACAGUAUGAGGACACGCUGCGUGAGAUGUUCACCAUCCACGCCUACGUCGGCUUCACCAUGGACAAGCUGGUGCAGAGCAUCGCGCGCCAGCUGCACCACCUCGUGAGCGAUGAUGUCUGUCUGAAGGUGGUGGAGCUCUACCUGAAUGAGAAGAAACGGGGUGCCGCUGGUGGGAAUCUGUCCUCCCGCUGCGUCCGCGCCGCCAGGGAGACCAGCUACCAGUGGAAGGCCGAGCGGUGCAUGGCUGACGAGAACUGCUUCAAGGUGAUGUUCCUCCAGCGCAAAGGGCAGGUGAUAAUGACCAUUGAGCUCCUGGACACUGAGGAAGCCCAGUCGGAGGACCCCGUGGAGGUCCAGCACCUGGCUCAGUACGUGGAGCAGUAUGUGGGGACCGAGGGUGCGUCCAGCUCACCCACUGAAGGCUUCCUCCUGAAGCCCGUGUUCCUGCAGAGGAACCUCAAGAAGUUCCGCAGGUGGCAGUGUGAGCAGGUGCGGGCCCUGCGAGGUGAGGCCAAGAGUUCCUGGAAGCGGCUGGUGGGGGUGGAGAGUGCCUGCAAUGUGGACUGCCGCUUCAAGCUCAGCUCCCACAAGAUGAUGUUCAUCGUGAACUCCGAGGACUACAUGUACCGCCGAGGCACCCUGUGCCGCGCCAAGCAGGUACAGCCCUUGGUCUUGCUGCGGCACCACCAGCACUUCGAGGAGUGGCACAGCCGCUGGCUGGAGGACAACGUGACUGUGGAGGCAGCCAGCUUGGUGCAGGACUGGCUGAUGGGCGAAGAGGAUGAGGACAUGGUGCCCUGCAAGACAAUCUGCGAGACGGCCCAUGUGCACGGCCUGCCUGUGACUCGCUACCGUGUGCAGUACAGCCGCCGCCCUGCGUCCCCCUGAGGCACCCGGGCAGCCAUCACAACACAGUUCGGUGCGGGUACUUCCUCAGCCCGGGUGUCAGUCGGGCACUUCCGUGAACUACCUGAGGGAAGGAGGGCACCCCCAGCCUUGC
Artibeus jamaicensis (Jamaican fruit-eating bat) is the source of this 3560-nucleotide messenger RNA. RefSeq names its product SIN3 transcription regulator family member B (gene SIN3B). Gene Ontology annotation, cellular component: chromatin. Gene Ontology annotation, biological process: negative regulation of transcription by RNA polymerase II. The transcript is spliced from 19 exons. Bases 14 to 3448 code for a protein of 1144 amino acids. The record is from RefSeq and is a predicted model, not a curated record. Gene Ontology annotation, molecular function: transcription corepressor activity. NCBI's taxonomy places the organism in Eukaryota, Metazoa, Chordata, Mammalia, Chiroptera, Phyllostomidae.